GUUCGAACGGCCAGUGACAGUCAGCCUCACGCAGCACACGCAGCUGGUGGUCGGCCCGAACGCGCUCGAACUUCGACAACCGCGAGCGGAACGCGGUCGGUGUAAAAAUAGCGGGCAGUUGGUGGUGACCGAUACGACGAAUACUUGGUUGCGAACCAGAGACAGAUAAUCGCGUACUUACAAUCGGCUACAGAGAAAAGGUACAGUGUUCAAAUGUUGUUCGACAGAGCGUCGUCGGCUCGCGCGUGAGAAUACCCGCGGGGCUGGUGAAAGGACGAGCGAGGGGGUGUUGUUCGGGUGGUGGAAUCGAGUUGAACUUCCCGCCGAGUGGAGCGCCAAUCGUCGAGCACCGUUGCCGUCGGCGCAUACCGCAUACCCGCCAAUCGUCCGUGAUGCUGCACAGGAGGACCCUCGCCGUCGCCGUAGCAUCGCAGUUCGUUGUCGAAAAUCUCCUCUCCUCUUGGUUGACUCGCGUGGCCGGCUCCCAUGUCGGCUGCCUCGGCGGCCUCGGCGUCCGUGACUUCCACCAUGGCCCCAUAUCGCGCGAGGUCAUGUACGAGAACUACCAGAAGAUGCGCGAGAAAUAUAAAUCCAAAAAGCUUCCCCAUGACGUGAAUCUGAAGGGGGUGUUCGCUUGCAACGAGCUCGACUUGAAGGAGGUGCAGGUGUACGGGUUCGAUUACGAUUACACGCUGGCCUGUUACAAACCGUCCAUGGACUAUCUGCUCUACAACCUCGGCCGCGACAUGCUCAUCCAACGAUACAAGUACCCCGAGGGAAUCAGCGACCUCGAGUACAAGGAGAAUUUCGCUGUUCGCGGCCUCCAUUAUGACAUCGAAAAGGGUCUGCUGCUGAAACUCGACAGCUUCUUGCAAAUCCAAUUUGGCGCCGUUUACCGCGGCCUGCAUCCGGUCCCCGACGACGAGGUCCUCCGACUCUAUAAAAACAGGAUAAUACCGAUCGCCUAUGUCGAGGCGCCCCAUAAACACUCUCACAAAGAGGCGUUGCACCGAUCGAAAAUGAUACAACUCGCCGAUUUAUUCUCGGUGCCGGAAAUGGGGCUUCUUUGCAAUGUCACGGAAUACUUCCUUCGGAACCAUAUAGACUACCAUCCUGAAAUACUUUUCAGGGACGUAAAGAACUCUGUACAGAGUUGUCACCCCAUAAUGCACGGACUAGUUGUACAAAAUGUCGCGGACUAUUUGGAACAGAAUAAGGAUUUAAAGGAAUUCUUCGAUCGACUGAAAAAAUCCAACAAGAAGAUGUUCCUGGUAACCAACAGCCCCUUCCACUUUGUUGAUAUAGGAAUGAAAUUUUUGGUCGGCGACAGUUGGAAAGAUUACUUCGACGUAGUAAUAGUACAAGCGCGGAAACCGAAAUUCUUCACCGAGGAGAGUAGGCCGCUCCGAAUCUACGACGAAGUAAAUAAAACUCAAUUGUGGGAUCGAGUCACGAAGCUCGAGAAAGGUGUCAUAUACCUCGAAGGCACGGUUAAACAACUGCAGGACAUGACCGGAUGGCGAGGACAGCAAGUAUUAUAUUUCGGGGAUCAUCCCUAUAGCGAUCUGGCGGACGUGACCUUGGAACAUGGCUGGAGAACUGGCGCUAUCAUCAAAGAAUUAACUCACGAAAUAUCGACGUUAAACAAUCCGAGGUUCAAAGAGAAUGCAAAUUGGUUGCAAAUGCUGACCGGCUUGAUCGAGGAGCACCAAGAUUACGAGGGACCGGAUGUGCAGACGGUGCUGGACGAGUGGAUCAAAGAGAGGGACGAGUUGAGGAACGAGAUAAAACGCGUGUUCAACAAGCAAUUCGGUUCCGUUUUCAGAACAUAUCACAAUCCCACAUACUUUUCUAGAAGACUCUUUAGGUUCGCCGACAUUUAUAUGAGCUCGAUCACAAACCUGUACGAAUACUCAACCACUCACACGUUUUAUCCUAGAAGAGGCGUGAUGCCUCACGAAUACACGAGCUACUUCGUUUAAAUAUGCGGGUUUGUGUACGGCUUCGCAGCUAUAGCUGUGUGUCGCCGUAUUUGUUUUCGAAUCUGCUUAUUCGUUAGAGCUUUCGACAGAAACAAUCAAAAAUGUUCUGACAAUAUACUCCGAAAAUAUUGCAAUUGUAGAAGUUGAAUGCUUAAAGCCAAAACGACUUCUACCGAGUUUCACUUUUUACUUGAGAUUUUGGAUGUGAAUUUUUGAAAUUUGCUUUUUUCACAAAGCAAAAUAAUCAUGCUGAUCGUAAAUAUAUCAGUAUUUACCACGUGCUAAAAGAAAUUUACAAAGUGAAUGUCCUAUAUAGAAUGGAAAUUUAUUAAAUCUGUGUAAAAUAAAUGAUUCGAGAGCCAUAAUAUAUAUUCAAAAACAACGGAUAUGUUAUGCUGAUCAUACAUCGGUCAAAUAUAUCUGGUCAUUUUUGCUUGAUAUGCGUAUUUAUCGCGUUUUCUGAUAUUUGAUACAAGAGCUUGUAUGUUGGUAAUAUAUUUGACAAUUUUAUAAAGCGAGUUAAAAUUCCAGAAGUUCUCUGCUGGUGUUAACGAGUAUUCUCCCCUGGUGUAAAUAAAAAGAGAAUAUCAGACUGCUACGAGCCAAAUUAUAAGUUAAAAGGCAAGCAUAAAUCCACUGUGUUGUCCAAACAAACGUAUUUAGCGUAACGUAUAAUUAUUUCAAUGGGGUAAUUUGCUCGAACUUACCGUAGCGCGGGUCCUAUUUACCAAUGCAAUUGAAUCAAAUAAUUUGGUAGAGGUCUCGAUGGUACAAACAGAAACGAGAUAAGAUCAAUAACGCUUGAUAUCGCAGCGUAUAAAAUAAUUCGUAGAUAAUAAUAGAAGUUAACUGCUUGUAGAACAAUUUAAAAACUGUUGAGCUUCGUAUAUUUUAUUCUCUAUGGAAUAUAUAUAUAUUUUAAAAUAUAUAUAUAUAUUUUAUUCAGGUACAAAAUCGAUCGUAUUAAACAUUACAAAUAACAGAGUCUAUUAUCAAAGCGUAUAUAUAUAUAUCAUAGAUGAAAUACCGCAAAGUGGACGUAUAAAACUUAUUCUACUAUGUCUUUAUAGUAAAGUACAAUUUAGAAUAAAUAGGAUACAGAAGUUUUAAGUUAACAGGGCUGAUCCUAGUAACUGUGAUUAUACUUCCACCGAGCUUAUUUUUUUCAUGUUAGUAUUUUCUGUUAUUAUACAAAAUGUACACUCACAGUGCGAAUGAUUCUUACUGCCUAUAAUAUGGCGGUAUGGUAUCCGAACGAGAAUCAUGGAGAUAUUGUGCAUGUUAAAUGACAUAUUGAAACUACUUGCAUAUAGAAAAAUUCUACUUAAUAUUUUCUUUAUCGAUUUAGCAUAAAUUGUUUUACAUUUGUAUAUCUUCCCUUCACAAGUACGGAUACAAAGCUUACAUGGAUGUGUUCAAGAUAUACAUAAAUGAUUGUAAUAGUCAAUGAAAAUAAAUCUAGACAAUUAUAUUGUGAUGUGCAUAA
Molecule: messenger RNA, 3468 nt
Organism: Megalopta genalis
Lineage: Eukaryota; Metazoa; Arthropoda; Insecta; Hymenoptera; Halictidae
Source: RefSeq, a predicted model, not a curated record